GAGAAAAAUAUCAAGCACGUCACUACAUCCAUCCCUCACACGCAGACCCCAGCCUCUCAAAUCCCUAAUUCUUUUCCCCCAAAUUGAAACCCUAAUAAAACCCUAAUAAAUUCUUCCAUAAAACCCUAAUAAUUAAAAAAAAUAUCAAUGGAUCAGCUUCACGAUCACGAAGAGGAUGAGCACGAGCACGAGGUGUACGGUGGAGAAAUCCCCGAUGAAGGAGAGAUGGAUGCCGAUGCUGACAUGUCGUCUAGAGCUGAAGAAGACGAGUACCAAGACCCUAACUCUAAGGAUUUAGAGGAUAUGAAGAGAAGGUUGAAAGAGAUCGAAGAAGAAGCUGGUGCACUACGCGAAAUGCAGGCUAAGGUUGAGAAAGAAAUGGGAGCUGUUCAAGAUUCUCCAGGUGCUUCUGCGACUCAAGCUGAAAAGGAGGAGGUGGAUUCACGAUCCAUUUAUGUUGGUAAUGUGGAUUAUUCUUGUACCCCUGAAGAAGUGCAGCAGCAUUUUCAAUCCUGUGGAACUGUGAACAGAGUGACAAUUUUGACUGACAAGUUUGGUCAACCAAAGGGGUUUGCUUAUGUUGAGUUUAUAGAGGUUGAUGCUGUUCAGAAUGCUGUCUUAUUAAAUGAAUCUGAACUUCAUGGCCGCCAGUUAAAGGUCUCCGCUAAGCGAACUAAUGUUCCUGGAAUGAAGCAAUAUCGAGGAAGGCGCCCAAGCCCUUAUGGGUUCAGGUCCCAGAGGGCAUUCAUGCCUGCUCCUUUCUAUCCUGCAUAUGGUUAUGGAAGAGUUCCAAGGUUCAGGAGACCUAUGCGGUACAGGCCAUACUAGGGAACAUGUAUUCUGUUAGUAGUGGCCAAGUAAUGUGAAGACAGUUGGUGACGACCAUAUCAGUAUUGUGGUUACUUGAGGAACAGAAAGACUAGUGUAUCAUCAUUUGCAUGGCAAAGGCUGGCCAGAUUUUUCUCAAUCAAUAGCUUGCAAGAGUUCUGGAUUCAUGUUCACUGAAUCCUACAUUUACUUGCCUUUGAUGGACAAAGGGUGCUAACCGCGCAAAAUGUUGUGGAAAUGAUUUUCAUGUACUUGUGACUCCAUCUACGGUUUGAGUUUCUCGGUGAGGUUGAGUUGAAACACUGGAGGAUUCAUAACUGACAUUUAUGCUUUUAUACUUUAUAACUCAAGUCGUUUGUUUUUCAAUUUAUAGAUGCCACGUUUUCCCCA
Messenger RNA from Populus nigra (black poplar), 1218 nucleotides. Its product is annotated as polyadenylate-binding protein 1-like. The record is from RefSeq and is a predicted model, not a curated record. The transcript has 6 exons. NCBI's taxonomy places the organism in Eukaryota, Viridiplantae, Streptophyta, Magnoliopsida, Malpighiales, Salicaceae. Gene Ontology annotation, molecular function: RNA binding. Bases 148 to 828 code for a protein of 226 amino acids.